Messenger RNA from Hansenula anomala, 1929 nucleotides. Its product is annotated as Zn(II)2Cys6 transcription factor domain-containing protein. NCBI's taxonomy places the organism in Eukaryota, Fungi, Ascomycota, Saccharomycetes, Phaffomycetales, Wickerhamomycetaceae. The transcript has 3 exons. Gene Ontology annotation, molecular function: zinc ion binding; DNA-binding transcription factor activity, RNA polymerase II-specific. The record is from RefSeq and is a predicted model, not a curated record. Gene Ontology annotation, biological process: regulation of transcription by RNA polymerase II. Bases 1 to 1929 code for a protein of 642 amino acids.
AUGAGCUUCAACAGCAAGAGAGAUACGCUUCAGAACCAUGUGCUUCACAUGGAGCGUCUGCGGAAACCAAGAAGGAAACACAAAAACUCGAAGCUCGGCUGCGUCCAGUGUAAGGAACGAAGAAUGAAGUGUGAUGAGGAUCUACCACAAUGUAAGAACUGCAGAAUUCGUCAGGUAAAGAUUCCGUGCAGUUAUCUUUCGUUUACAGAUGAAGAAAAGAAGAACUUUUUGCAAGAGAAAGAAAUGCAAAAAGCUUUACAGAAUCAAAGCUCUCCAAUCUCCUCACCUCAGACGUCCUCAAAUGAAUCGCCAAAGACUGCAACAUCUUCAACUCCUGGAGGAACUAAUGAUAAUGUGACAAUAAAACUAAUACGGCAUCAUGUUCCAACCAUAUUGAAAUCACAAGAACAAAAAUUCUAUUGCGAAAGCGAGCGUUCAUACCAUGGCCGCUUAUUCUAUACAAAGUUGAUUAUAAAGUCAUUUUCGAAAAAUCAUGAAGCUUUCACAAACCAUUUGAGUGUUAUUGCUUAUUGGCUUUAUUUACAAAUUGAAAAAAAAUUGGAAUUUGAUGAAGAUUAUAACUCUUGCAUAAAGCUCGGUGACUUGGAGUUUUUAAGGGAUUUCACGUAUCAACAAAAGGCUAAAAGCUUGAAAGAAUUGAGAAAAAUUGUUUUAAAAUUGAUUGAAGCUCAGCAACAAGGUGAUUUCAAAAGAGCUCUUUAUCAUUAUUCAAAUUUCACAAUUCCCACAAUUUGUCUGGGGUCUUUAGAUCUGUUAAAUCAAGGGUCGUUACAAAGCUAUUAUAUAGAAGGUUCUUUAGCUGUCAUCAAAGAAUUAUAUUCAGCUACGAAUGAUUCGUCACCCAUUGCCUCAUUUGUGAUCCAAUCAAUCAGUCAUACAUUAUCUGCACUUUUCACACCGACUUAUGAUUUUGAUGUGUUAUUUGAAAUUUAUGAAGUAUUGAAUGAAUUUGGUCCAACCAUAAGGAAAGAAAGUGAUUCAAUUUUAUCCAUGCAUUAUUCAAAAUUGAUAUCAUUUUUCUAUGACUAUAUUGUCAACAGCUCGUUAAAAUCAAAAUUCAACAAAAACUAUGUAAUAUCAUACCCACCUUCAAUGAUUUAUGAAGUUUACAAUCAAUUUAAUAAAAUUUUACCAAGUGAAGUUUUCACAAUAAAUUCAAUGGAUAAACCUGUUCAAAGAGUGUUUUAUACAUUUUAUUUCAUGAUUGGGAGGGUUUUGGAUAAUGUAUUCCCUGAAUCUAGGUAUUUAACUCAACAUAGGUUUAUUGGACCCACCACACUUUAUCCAUUUCAAAGAAGUGAUGUUUAUGGGAAAUAUUUACCACCAGAUUUAGUUUAUUUUGCAAAUUAUUCAAUUAGAUUAUUAUCAUUUUUUACUAAAAGAAUGGAUUUUUUCGCAAGAUAUAUGAAAAUUAUGAAUCCAUUUCCUGAAAAACUACCAGAAAAUAGAUUUCACUCAAGGAAAACUAAAAAAAUUCAAGAACUACAAAUCACAAAUUUUAGAACCACUAUUAUAAAACCUUGGAAUUACCCUCAAGUUGAUAAACAAAAAUCAUUUGAUAGUCAAUUUAGUACUAGUGAUAACGAGAAAAGUCCAUCAUCAACUAGUUCAUUUUCAACAAAUUUCAAUCCAUUAUUUUCACUGAAUAAUUUAACAGAUGUUGAUACAAUGAAUUUAGAAUUUAUUGAAUCUAAACCAAAUUGUUUGAAUUCAAGUUCAUAUGUUGAUUUAUUUGAUGUGAAUGUGGAGAGUGGAUUAUUAAAUCAAGAUUUUGAUCCUUCAAUAAAAGAUUGGAGAGAAGAUCAUGACAUGACAGAAGGCCCAAUAAUUUCAAUCACAAAACAUUUGGAAGAUCGUUCGAUCUUGAUGAAGGAAUUUACACUCAACAUUGGUAAGCCAGACAAUUGA